AGCAUCGGAAUGAAUAUGCUCUCAUUAGACAAGUUUUCUAGAAAAUCUUAUACAAGGUCUUAUCUUGUCUUCGUUUUGGAUCAAAAUCUCUUGGGGUCCAAAAUGCACAUGAUCGAAACCUCUAGGAACGACCACCCAUGCAAUAUUAUUGUGGAACUGCUACGAAAUGCAGCUAAGGAUUAAAUUCAUUUCUUCCUCAACCCACACAGUGCCUUAUUCAACUGCUGAUCUUGUCUAUGGCGUUGAAACCAGUCAGUCUGACAUAGUUGAAGGGAGAUGCAACAGUUUUGUUGAUGUAGCUGGAAGAGAAUCAAGAGUCUCAUCUUGUGAACUGAAAGAAUCGGAUUACAGACAUUCCAGUGGCAGAGGAAGACGUGGAAAAUCUGUAUCUAUUGAAAAAGUUAAUUUCUGCAAGGAAACUGAUGAUAAUUUUGGACCCCCUGAAUUUUUUCCUCCAACGAAACAUAUCCAAUGUAGACCAAAUGCAGUUAGGAGCAAUAUUAGAGGAGAUCCUAUGUACAGUAUGAGGACAAACAGUCUGGCUUCAGGAAGAGAUACUGAGGAUUUAAUUGCAAUGGGAACAAUAUGGAGUCCAAAUGCUCAAACACCUGCAAAACAGUUAAACAGCAGCGCAAGUAGUGCUAGUACUGUCACAAACAGUGCUGUUACAAACGUCACUGGCAGAAAUAUGCAAAUGUAUACAACACAAGGAUCGAACAGUUCAACAGGAAUGCCCCAGACUUGUAGAGGGCGCUACACCAUAUCAGGAAUGAGACCAAUACUGGUUCAAACAUCAAGAAACUCCAAUAUGAAAGAUGGUAUUUGUCGAAUUUUCUGGAUUUCGUAG
Saccostrea cuccullata (small rock oyster) is the source of this 847-nucleotide messenger RNA. RefSeq lists its product as uncharacterized. Lineage: Eukaryota; Metazoa; Mollusca; Bivalvia; Ostreida; Ostreidae. The record is from RefSeq and is a predicted model, not a curated record. The coding region runs from base 167 to 847 and encodes 226 amino acids. The transcript has 4 exons.